This is a messenger RNA of Sardina pilchardus (European sardine), 1676 nucleotides long. It is a transcript of the gene arpc5b, whose product is annotated as actin related protein 2/3 complex, subunit 5B. NCBI's taxonomy places the organism in Eukaryota, Metazoa, Chordata, Actinopteri, Clupeiformes, Clupeidae. The transcript is spliced from 4 exons. The coding region runs from base 118 to 570 and encodes 150 amino acids. The record is from RefSeq and is a predicted model, not a curated record. Gene Ontology annotation, biological process: regulation of actin filament polymerization; Arp2/3 complex-mediated actin nucleation; cell migration. Gene Ontology annotation, cellular component: Arp2/3 protein complex; cytoplasm; actin cytoskeleton. Gene Ontology annotation, molecular function: actin filament binding.
UGACUCGCUCUUUGACAGAGGAAGGAAGAGAGAUCGAGCCAGCCGACAGCCUUCCAUAGCAUUUGAUAUCGUUAAUAAAAUCUGCCUUGUGUCUGUGGCGUUUUAAAAGACGGAAUCAUGUCGAAGAACACUGUGUCCGAUCGUUUCAGGAAAGUAGAUGUGGACGAAUACGACGAGAACAAGUUUGUAGACGAAGAGGAUGGGGGCGAGAACCAACUCGGUCCAGAUGAGGCAGAAGUUGACUCCCUUGUCAGGCAGGGGAACCUGAUGGGUGCCCUGCAAGCUGUCCUGAAGAACCCUCCAAUCAACACAAAGAACCAGAACGUCAAGGACCGUGCUGAGGGAUUGGUGCUCAAGGUGCUCAGCUCGUUCAAGAGCAGCGAUAUCGAGAAGGCGGUGCAGUCACUGGACAAGACCUCGGUGGACCUGCUCAUGAAGUACAUCUACAAGGGCUUCGAGAAGCCAUCGGAGAACAGCAGCGCCGUGCUGCUGCAGUGGCACGAGAAGGCUCUAUCAGCAGGAGGGGUUGGCUGCAUAGUGAGGGUACUGACAGCCAGGAAGACCGUUUAAGCAGCUGCCGGGUUGCUCUCUGUCAGACACACACAGACACACACAGACACACACAGACACACACAGUCACACACACACACACACACGCACACACACAGGAGUAUGAGCUGGUACUUUAAUACAGGGUCCUGUGGUGAAAUGCCCUUUCCUCAUAUCUAUUCUUUCUCUCUUUAGUUUCCAAGCUAUUUAACAGAGCUUUUACACACACACACACACACACACACACACACAGAAAAACAUGCUUCAUUGAGCUUUCAGGCCAUCUGUGUUCUACUUCCACCCGUACACACACACACAUGUUGUACUUACUGACACCAACAGCAGUGCCAUCACUUAUGUUAGUUUUUUAGCUUCGCUUCUCUCAGGAAAGCCUCCCGGCUUGUCACCUUAAGAACACACCUAGCAGUUUUAUUUUUUAUUACUACACCACAUUUUAAACACAUCAGUGGUUGGACUUUGGACUCCGCCUCCUCCAACCCCACUGCACCCUAGUCCGCGUGGUUCCGACUCUAGAGGGAUCAUGGACUAGAUCGGCGGUCAGCUGAGUGGACUUGACCCAAUCCCACUCUCCCAGCACGUUCAUGCCAGUCCACUGGCCUUGGUGUGGUCCGCUGCACCGCUAAGGACUAGUCAUCGCCUCUUAACAUUGUGCACUCAGACGGAGAUGCCUUGCACGCGUCUGUGGUCCUUUGAGAAGGGACUCGGCCAGACAUCUGGGACUUUGCUGUCAGUGGAACUCACUCACCCCCACCACCACCACCACCACCACCACCACCCUCCUUCACCUUUUCCAACCCAGCCUGAGUGUGACGGAUGCAUUGCGGUAAAAGUGCAGACCAACGGUUGUUGCCGACUCUCUUAGGACAAUAGAGUUAUGUCUAUUGUUAUGUCUCUCUCUCUCUCUGUUCGUCUGGUUGUUUUGUCUAGUGUGCCGGCAGAUGGGACACAUCUGCUCUCUGACCAGUGUACCACCUGCACGUGACCUCUGAGGCAGGAGUGCUGCGCUCGCUGUACAACAGAAAAAAAGAACAUCAGUCUGAACUCACAACGGUGCUUCAAGGAUUUAGCCUGUUUGGUUUACAUUGCACGCGUCUGUAGUCCAUUGG